Messenger RNA from Chironomus riparius, 1573 nucleotides. NCBI's taxonomy places the organism in Eukaryota, Metazoa, Arthropoda, Insecta, Diptera, Chironomidae. The record is from the annotation of a GenBank genome assembly.
UCUAGACUUGUUGAUGUUUUCAAUGAUUAAAUUAUUGAUAUUUACUUUUACGACUUCCGUAAAAUUUACAAAACAUUUUUUUGGCACUAAUAAGUUGUGCUAUAUAAGCUGAAAUCGGAUAUCCAACUGUUAUCAGUUUACAUCUUUAAUAAAUCAAUUUCAAAUGUCCAAAAUAAGUUUAGUGAUAUUGGCUGUGGCAUUAGUUUGCUACGUCAAUGGCCAAAAUUACGGUCAAAGAGGCAGAAGAACAUCAACAAAACGUCCGAACAAUUCUUAUGGAUAUAACCAAAACAAUCAAGGAUAUGGACAACAAGGACUAUUUGGUCAACAAGGAAAUACUAAUAAUCAGCAAAGCUACAGUCAACAGGGAUAUGGUCAGCAACAAGGAUUGUUUGGGAACAGUGGAAAUGGCUACAAUCAGCAAGGCUACAAUUCCUAUAAUCAACAGCCACAAGGAUAUAGUGACUAUGGAAGUGGUUACGGAUAUCAAACUCAAAAUUAUGAUAACAGCUACAAUCAACAAGGUAGCAGUCAAGGAUUAUUUGGUAAUUAUGGACAACAAGGGUACGGAAAUCAAGGCUAUCAACAACAAGGGUACGGUAAUCAAGGAUAUCAGCAACAAGGAUAUGGUUAUGGACAAUCUCAAGGAUAUGGAAAUAAUCAGCAAUAUUAUGGGCAGCAAUAUGGAUAUGGUCAACAGCAAGGGUAUGGUCAGCAAGGUUAUAGUCAACAAAGAUCAAAUAACGGAUAUAAUCAACAAUCAAGUAACGGACAACAUAACCAGCAGUUAAAUAAUGCACAACAGCCUCAAAAUAAUAAUGGAAAUAACCUACAAAGUAAUAACAAUGGUCAGCAGCAAGGUCCUAGUCAAAAUAAUGGUCAACAGCAAGUUCCAAGCCAAAAUAAUGGUCAGCAAGUUCCAAAUGGCCCACCUCCACCUCCACCACCCAAUUCACAAAACAAUCAAGGACAACAAGGCAAUCAAAAUGCUCCAAAUAGCCAAAUAGGACAGCAGACUCAAAAUAAUCAAGGAAAUAUUCAACAAGGACCACCUCAAGGUCCCCCACCUCCUCCACAAGAUCUCCAAAAUGGUGGAAUGAAUCCAGCUCCAGUUCCUGGAAAUUAAAUAAACAGAACUUAAACUCCAAAUAUUCGCAAUAGAACUAAAGCAAUCCACAGAACUCAAUAGUGAUAAUCAAAACUUUGUUCCGUUUCAUGAUUGUAAGCUGAAUGUAGCAGAAAUAAGCUAGGAAUUUAAAAGAUGUUUCCAGAUCAUUCAAAUGUGUGACAUCAUUUGAGAAGCAAUUCAACUCCUUUGCCCUGGAUACAUCCUUGAACAAACUCUACAGCACUAUAAACUUCCAUCCGACAUACUUUUCCAUGCCUCAAUACUUAAAAUUUUAUUUAUACUCAAAAAAGACUUCCAAAAUUAAGUAGCAUUGCCAAAAAAAUAAACAAAUCAAUAACUUUUUAUACAUUAUGCUUGCAAUCGACCGAAUAAACUAAUUUCUUUUACCUACGACAACACCAACCAAAAUAGUUUUACUUCUCUAGAGAAAUUAGUAAAAAAUAA